Astyanax mexicanus (Mexican tetra) is the source of this 8801-nucleotide messenger RNA. RefSeq names its product ring finger protein 157 (gene rnf157). Gene Ontology annotation, cellular component: cytoplasm. The transcript has 19 exons. The record is from RefSeq and is a predicted model, not a curated record. Lineage: Eukaryota; Metazoa; Chordata; Actinopteri; Characiformes; Acestrorhamphidae. Bases 609 to 2702 code for a protein of 697 amino acids. Gene Ontology annotation, molecular function: ubiquitin protein ligase activity. Gene Ontology annotation, biological process: protein ubiquitination.
AGUGCGGUGAUGUAGCUCUAGUUUUGGGAAGGUCAGGUUCGGAUCUGCUGGAUUGUGGAUCUACUGCGCCAAAGCCCGGCUCCGGGAUUUAUGCCUGACGUCAGACCGUGGCCAUUAGUGCUCUCCUCCGGCAGCAUCAGCGCUCAGCAGCGCUCAGCAGCACCAGCAUCCCCCCGCCGCCACCCUCACCCUCACCCGCACCUCCACCAGCCACCGACCGGCGAGCGCGGAGCCGGGGGACGCCCGGGCUGAACCCCCGCCCUGCCCGGAUCUAGCGCCUGGUCGUGACCGCCGGAGCGGCUCCCACACGCCGCGGGUCGACUAAAGCAAUGGCCUAGCGCGGGCUAACGGAGAACCCGGGACAAAACCAGGCGGAAUAACCGACCGCUAAUCCCGUGCCCUGCGAUAUAAACACAAAAACAGCCCCACCGGAACACAGUGGGGAGAGCGGGGAGCCGCAGCCGGGAGAGCAGCGCGCAGCAGCGGGGAGAGUCAGGACCCGCAGCCGGGGGAGCAGCGCUCAGCAGCGGGUUGAGCGGCCGCGGUUCAGCGCUGUUUAUUUAUUCACCGCAGGAUUUGAAUGAAUCUGAUUUAUAAUCCAGCUGGAAAUGGGAGCUCUCACAAGCAGACAGAAUGCCGGAGUGGAGGAGGUCGAUAUACCGUCCAACUCUGUUUACAGAUACCCUCCGAAAACCGGGAGUUACUUUGCCAGUCAUUUUAUUAUGGGAGGAGAGAAGUUUGACUCAACCCAUCCAGAGGGUUACCUGUUCGGAGAGAACACAGAUCUAAACUUCCUGGGAAACAGACCUGUAACGUUUCCGUAUAAUGCUCCACCCCCUCAUGAGCCGGUGAAGACCCUCCGCAGUCUAAUCAACAUCCGAAAAGAUACCCUCCGCCUGGUCAGGUGUAGUGAGGAUAUGAAGUUACCCGGUCAGGAGGCAGAUAAAGGUCGGAGUUGUUAUAAUAUUGAGUUUACGUUCGAUGCAGACACACAAGUGGCCAUCACCAUUUACUACCAGGCUGUGGAGGAGUUCCACAACGGUGUUCCCAUAUAUCUGCCACAGGACGGCUCUCUGCAGUCUGAGACGGUGCACUUUAAGAGGGGUGUCUGCCAGCAGUUCUGCCUGCCCUCACAUUCAGUCAACUUAUCAGAGUGGUCAGACGAAGAGCUUUUAUUCGAUAUGGAUAAAGAAAUCUUCCCCAUGGUGGUUCAGGCUGUGGUGGAUGAAGGAGACGAUCAUUUAGGACACUCUCAUAUUCUUCUCGCAACGUUUGAGAAGCACAUGGACGGCAGCUACUGUGUAAAACCCCUGAAGCAGAAGCAAGUGGUGGACGGUGUUAGUUAUUUACUGCAGGAGAUUUAUGGCAUAGAAAACAAAUACAACAGCCAGGAAUCUAAAGUGGCUGAUGAUGAGAUUAGUGAUAACAGUGCGGAGUGUGUGGUGUGUUUGUCGGAUGUGCGCGACACACUCAUCCUCCCCUGCAGACACCUGUGCUUGUGCAACGCCUGUGCAGAUACCCUGCGCUACCAAGCUAACUGCUGCCCAAUCUGCCGCCUGCCGUUUCGAGCUCUGCUGCAGAUCCGAGCUCUGAGGAAGAAGCUGAGUCCUGUUCUUCAGAGCGGCUUUAACCCCGUCAUCACCUCUCAAACAUCAGACUCGGAGGAGCACUCGACCUCCGAGCACAUCCCUCCAGGUUACGAGGCCGUGUCUCUGCUGGAGGCCCUGAACGGACCCCUGAACCCCUCACCUGCGGCCCCCCCGCUGCAGGGCCUGGCCAAGGGCCACGUCUCCGGCACCCUGCCCUCGUACGGCACCGAGAGCCACCACACCGCCGCGCACUCCACCUCACCUUUAGAGCACUCCACCACCUCCAGCCAGGGGCUCAAACUGAAGAAGAGCGGCUCCAAGUCCCUCUCUCAGAAUUCGUCGGUUCUUCCUGAAGAGGAGGACGAGAAGUCCUGCAGCGAGUCCGAGGUUCAGGCCUGCAGGAGGAAACUUCCUGUAGACCAGCAGGAGUGUGGUGUGACUCCUGAGAGUGAUAAUCUCACCCUGUCCUCAUCCGGAGCGAUAGAUCAGUCCUCCUGUACCGGAACCCCCCUCUCCUCCACCAUCACCUCCCCUGAAGACCCGGUGAGCAGCAGUCUGGCUCAGUCGGUCAUGUCCAUGGCGUCGUCUCAGAGUCAGCACUCUCAGAUCAGCACUGAUACUCUCUCCUCCAUGUCCGGCUCUUACCUGGCCGGGGCGGAGGGGGAGGAGCCUACCGAACACCCACCUGAGAGCCGGGGACCCUCACAGCAGGAGGGGGAGCAGGAAAUGCCCAGUGAGUCAAAUGACCACAACUUUGUUGCUGCCAUGGUUGAAGAACAAGAUUCAGAGGGGAACGAUGUGGCCGAGGAGGACUGCGCCUCUCCCACUAAAGAUCAGGGUGGGCGCGGGAGGAGCGAGGUGCCUUGUCCAGAGUUUGACAAUAACAAUCAGGGGCAGUCUGACUCCCACUGUCUGACAGGCCUGGACAAUGAACAGGCUCCUGACGGCCGAUUCGCUGGGCUGCUGUACCUGGAAGCCUACCAACGUUCCAUCGAGCCUCUGCCUCGCCAAGCUUCCACCAGCAACAUCAACCUGGAGGAGCCGGGGGUCAGCAACCGGGGGCCGAGCCCCAAAAACACACCAAAAACUCGCCGCGGACCACUAGCUGUGUAAAACACAUCCCUCCAGUACCGCCAGCUGCUGCAUCCGGCUGCACAACCCGACCCUGAUCCUGAUCCUGAUCCUGAUCCAACACGAGGCUCUAAAACUCCCGAAAUAUCGCAUCAACUCGCCCUCUGUACCCUGAGUCAACUCAAACUAUAGUUUUAAACUCUGAUUUUUAGUUUUCAACUCUUAACUUUAGAAGUAGCUUAAAUAAGGGUGAAAACCUACAUCCACCUAGUGUUUUCCCUUUUCAUCAGAGGUGGGGAUUCAAGUCAAACUCCAAUCACAUAUUUGAUGACUUUCAACUUAACCUGACGACAAAAUAAAAAAAAAAAUAGACUUAACCUUGACUUUACCUUCAACGAAUAGGACUUUAAGACUUAUAAAGACUUAACAAUGUAUUUUUUUACUCAAGUUAAUUUUUUAGGUGUUGUAUAAAUAAUAUUGAAUCACAGAAAUUGAGCAUCACUGUAAAUGGGCUGCAGACUGGAUGCAUCGAGCUGCAUUAAGCAGCAUCACACCUUGCAUUAAAGCGAAUGUGCCAUAAUGAACACUGAUGGGGAUGCACAAAGGGGUGGGACAAUUGGAUAACCAAAUUGGGAGGAAAUGGGAAAAAAUUAAUUUAUUUUAAAAAAGAAAAGAUUAAUCAUUUGUGACAAUUUAAUGCUACUAAUUAAAUAUUGAAAUAGCAUAACUUUUGACAUGACAAGUACUUGAGGUUUAAGGCUUGGGAUUUUACUUAAGGCUGUAUUGAUUUUGAACUUGACUUGACACUUCUUGACUUGACCUUGCCUGUAUUGGCUGGCCUGUUAUACAUGGGAACUUAAGACUAGUCACUUGACUUAAGACUACUCACUUAAUAUAAGACUUAAAUAGAUUUGCUUGGAACUGGACUUGAGACUAGUCACUUGACUCUGUACUCUUGUAUUGACUAAGGACUUGACUAGAGUCAUGAGCCACUUGAUUUGAGACUUGCCUGGUUUGACUUGGAACAUGAUUUGAGACUAGUCACUAGACUUAGGAUUAGUCACUUGACUUGAGACUAAUCACUUGACUUGAGAUUUGCCACUUCACUUGGGACUAACCAAGUGACUUGAGACUAAUCACAUGACUUGAGACUAGUUACCUGACUUGGAACUUGACUUUAAUCUAGUCACUUGACUUGAGAUUUGCAUGGAUUGACUUGGAACUUAACUUGACCUUUAAGACUUGACUGUAUUGAGUCGCAUUUCAACUUGCUUUUAUUUAUUCUAGACUUCAGUUUAAAGACUUGUGACUUAGUGUUUAGUUGCCACUUUUUGACCUGUUCCCACCUCUCCACUUUCCAUCGUGCUAAAAUACAGUAUAUUGUGUUUACACCCGUGUAAAUCACUGCGUUUACCUUCACACCCUUUAUUACCACCAUGAAUAAUCUGAACGAGACCAUAAAUACAUCAUAACAUCAUUACAUCAUUACAUCCAGACUGGUGUGAUGCAGUAAUCUUUUCACUUGCUGGUUAGAAACACAGAAAACUUCCAAAAGACUCUUAAACAGACUCUUAAGCAGAAUAACCGUUAGCCGUUAGUGUUAUAGCACUCUCUCUAGUGUUAUAGACUCUCAGAGUAUUCAAUAAAUCCUCUAAUUCCACUGAUCCUUCAGGAGCUCCGAUAGAAAUCUAGUAGACGUUUGCAUGCACAGAAUCUCAGAAUCCGAAACUUUCACUUUUAUUUCUGCAGAAGCUCAAGAAUAUUCAGAAUAUUCCGUGUUUGAAUGUCAAUAGAAAAAUGUUGCACUUCUCAUGUUAAGACUUAAAACCUGCAAACGAAGAAGAUCCUAGAAGAUAAACUGUGUAAAGCAGGAUGUGAGACUUCACACAGGAUGAAUUUUAGAGCAAUAACACAUCCUCGUAUCUCCAUCAUCAGUCCUGCUGCACGUCACCAACCACACGCAACAGCCUGAAGCUACGAACCUGCCUCACCCACGUCCUCAUCAGACCUGCUGCGGCUGUGGAGACCCAGAAAAACUCUAAAAUAACUCAAUCUGCCAAGGAGGUCCGAACAAAUCCAUACGAUAUCACAAACUAUUACAAUCAUGUGUUACGUUUACAACCGGAGGAAAAUACAGCGUUUAGAGGGGUGGAGGAACAGUACAGAAAAACUCGUAGGGAUGCAGCGAAAUUACAUUUUGGGCUGAAACCGAACUAAAUUAACAUUUAUUAAUUUGAAAGCCAAAUACUGUUUUCUCACAAAGUUUUAAAAAAUUCAAAAAAAAAAAUUUAUUAUACAAAUUAAAGAAAAUAAAACAUUUGUUUAAAGGCCGAAUACCAAAUACCAAACACGUUUUUUUCCACAUUGCAGAUUUGGCAAUUUUUUUCUCAAUGAAACAAAUUAUGUCUUUUUUCACUGUUUACCAAACAAAACGAACAAUUUCUUUAAAGGCAAAAUCCCAUACACUGAACACAUUGUUUGCAUUUUUUUUUUUAAUAAAUUUUGCCACUUCCGGCAAUUUUGCCACUUUUUUGUUUCGCCAAAGAUCACAUUUUUAUAAACACUUUUUUAAAAUUAAUUUAGCCAUUUAUUCUCUAUUAAAUAAAUUAAUCGACACCUCACACAAAAUUAAAUAUUUGUCCGAAGUCUGAACACCAAAUGCUCACAUUGCAGGUUUUCAUUAAUUUUACCGUUAUUUUCCGUUUUACAAAAUUAUGUUUUCUUACAGGUUUUUCAAAACUAAAUUACUACUUUUUUCACCAUUACAUAAAAUAAAUGAAACCAAACAAAACAAACAAUUUCUUUGAAGGCCAGAUACCAAAUACUGAACAUGCUUUUUGCUGUUUUUUUAAUCAAUUUCGCCACAUUCGUCAUUUUUGACACUUUUUCUUUAAACAAAAUGAAACAUUCGCCUGAAACCAAACAGCAGAUUUUUGUUAAUUUUGUCCCUCGUUACACCGUCCAAUAAAUAAACUGAAAAAAUUAAACUUUUAGCCAAAAGCCAAAUAGUAAACACGUUUUUUAAAACAUGUUUUAUUUAUUUUUUUCUAUUUUAUCUCUAUUGAAUAAAUUAAUCUGAACCUAACAAAAUGAAAUAUAUGUCCGAAGUCAGAAUGCAAAAUGCCCAAAAUGUUUUUUUUUUGUACGUUUUGACACUUUUCACACAAAAUGAAAUCAAACAAAAUGAAACACGUCUUUUUUGUUUUUAAGGUUUUAUCAACUGAAAAAACUAUUUUGCAAUUUCUUUAUAAAUUGUGCUCCUUUUUUUACAAUUGCAUGUAACAUAUAGCCCUUAUAAAAGAUAAGGAAAAAAGGAAAACAAUUUUAAUAUGCAAUCAGAGAAACCAACAAUUUGAUUGUUGAUCAUUAAAAGCUCUUUUGUUUGGUAUAAAUUCAGUAUAAAUUAUUUAGUUUCAUUCAGCCAAACACAAAGUGCUUUUUCUGUUUCAUUUCGGCUGUUGAAUAAUUUCGGUUGCCAGGUAUUCGGUGCAUCCCUACAGCUCUGUAAAUGCUGAAAUGCUGCGAGUUUUCUGCAGUGUUGAUGAGUUAAUGAGUUGAUGAGUUAAUGUGUUGAUGUGUUAGUAAAGGCAUGGGGGGUAAAAGCUCUUAUAAAAAGUGGUAAAUGAGGGAUAGGAGUACAGGAUACUGUAGGUAUACUGAGGCUGAGCCUCGCGUGUGUUUUUGGUAUAUCGGGUCAUUAAUAUAUAAGAUUUCAUGCAUUCCAUGAGGCGAAGCUGCACUGUCCUUAUCAAUCGUGUUUACUCGGCAUCUCGGCCAACUAAUCUGGCCUGGUUUUGAUUGCAGCGUAUUGGAUAUUGAUUAGAUAUUGAUCAGUAUUGAUUAUUAAGACGUGCCACUCUCUGACUGGACUGGAAGUGGUGGGCAGCCUGUUGAUUACACUGAAUUUUACUGUGGUGUUUUCAGAGGUUAUAUAGAGACGGUAUAGAAAUAAAAUUCCACGUUAUUUAUUUAUUAUUUAUCGUAUUAAUUAUCGUUAAUACGUUACUGUUUAACAGAAAUCUCGAAAUGAUUUUUUUUUCUUAGUUCGCUUAAUUUUACGUUAGCGCUUUUCUGCGUACGUUAUUAUUAUAGACUAAGUGAUGUCAUGGUUCCUCCAGAUCUCUGUUCUGAACUGAUCUGGGGAAUAUUCUUAUUUCCGUCCUAUUUAUUUAUUUUCUCUGGUUAAAACGGCGUGCCUGUGGGCAUUUUUCUUCGUAAAGAAAUGUUGUUUCUUUAAUUUUUGUGUUUUAUGUUAGCGUAGCUCUCGUUCUCGUCGCUCUACUUUAGUCUGUCGCGUGUGUUUGUUCGAUGAAAUAUGAAUAACGAUGUGAAAUUAUUAUUAUUAUUAUUAUUAUUAUUAUUAUAAAUGUUUCUAUACAAGAAAUGUCACCUUUCACAAGUGCACAAUUUAGUUUUCUUUGUUUGUUUGUUGGUUAAUUUUUUUUUCCCCUAGUUCACGAGUACGUGGUGCAUGUGGCAAGUGUGUAACACGAGCAUGAUAGUUCCAGCUGGUCAGUAGACGUCCAAUCAGGAGACAGAAAACCUGUGUACAUUUACAGUAGAUGUUUACAAUAGCCCCCUCCCUCCUGAUGUGCCCAGACACACUUUUAUACACACACUUAUAUACACACUUAUACCGUAUUUUUCGCACUAUAAGCUGAACCAGAUUAUAAGACCCAUUUUAAGAGACACUAGUAAGGAACAGGGGUAUCGCCAUGUUUUACUUCCUUCUCCUGAAAACUGUUUAUUUGGGUGAGUAAAGAAAGCGCUUCUGUUUAUUUACAGUAAGCUUAGAUUUCCAGAUUUUUACUAAGGCUUGGCGCAGCAGCUUUAGCAUUAGCUGCUAACCGCUAGUGCUAUCCGCCUGACAGCACUACACUGAGGAACCCUGAGUCGUCCGGUAAGCCAGGGUGAUAUCAGCUAGCGGUUCGUCCAAUGUAGCUUGUUUUAAACACGGAAAACAUGCAGACUUUAGUCCGAUACACAUACUUCUGAACAGUGAAAGAGUUAGCGCUUAGUAUGGUUAGUGGCUAAUGGUUAAUGCUAAUGCUGCUCCAGCAGUGCUAGAGGAGUUAGCAGGAGACUACAGUCCAAAAUACUCAUGUCCGAACAUCGAAAGAGCUAGCACUUAGCGAGGUUAGCUGCUAAAGCUAAUGCUGCUCCAGCAGUGCUAGCCGAGGUUAGCGGCAGGCUAAAGGCCGAUAAUACUCACCUCUGAACAGUGAAAGAGCUAGGGCUUGGCACAGUUAGCUGCUAAUGCUAAUGCUGCUCCAGCAGUGCUAACUUGUGUCACCAGCAGGCUAUAGGCUGAUAAUACUCAUGUCUGAACAGCACUUAGCGUGAUUAGUGGCUAAUACUGCUCCAGCAGUGCUAGCUGGGGUUAGCAGCAGACUACAGUCCAAAAUACUCACCUCUGAAUAGUGAAAGAGCUAGCGCUUAUUGCGGUUAGUGGCUAACGAAUAAUGCUAAUGCUACUCCUGCAGUGCUAGCUGGGGUUAGCAGCAGGCUACAGGUUGAUAAUACUCACCUCUGAACAGUGAAAGAGCUAGCGCUUAGCGUGGUUAGCGGCUAAUGCUAAUGCUGCUCCAGCCUUGGUGCUGGAGAAACUUAACUUUUACUGCUCCUUAAUACCUGACUGGUAGAAUUUAUACAUAAGGAGCACCGGAUUAUAAGGAGCUCUGAUGAUUUUGGGGAAAAUUAAAGGAUUUUAAGUGCACCUUAUAGUGCAAAAAAUACGGUGCACACUUACACACACUUAUACACACUUCUACAAAAGUUACAGUUGAUGUAGAGAUGCUGAUUUAGAGUGUAAACUGUAUGGAGGAGCUAGAGUGAUAAUAAUAAUUAUAAUUAUUAAUCUAAUGCUUUAGAUCAGUCUCUCAUUGGUUAAUCUGUGAAAGCGUGUAAAUGCAGAAGGAGCAUGUGCUGAUAAUGGUGAUCUGCUCUGAAAGGCACUAUUAUAGGAUUUUCUGUUGUUCUGUUUCACUGUUUAACUCAUUCUGCACCAAUAGAAAGAAGUACUGUGAUCUGCUCCAAUAUAGGACAUGAACUGAGUCUCAAUACAUUAUUUCACUUUUAUAGGAUGAAAAAUACAAAUGUCAAAAAAACUCAAUAAACAUUCUUUAUUUAAAAAAUUGAAAA